AUGGCCGAGCAAGUCGAUCUUACGACCAUCCCCAUUUCGCCCGAUGGCGGGAACAAGCCUGAUGGCGCUGCCGCCGAUACUACCGGAGACGGCAAGCCGGUGACCGUCUUCCACGAUAAGGACAACUUCAAUGUCAAGCACCCGCUCUCAAAUCGGUGGACUCUCUGGUUUACCAAGCCCGCAAGCGGAAAGGGCGACAACUGGAACGAGUUAUUGAAGGAAGUCAUUACGUUCGAGUCUGUGGAGGAAUUCUGGGGCAUUUACAACAACAUCACCCCCGUGUCAGACCUCGCCCUUAAAUCGGAUUACCACCUCUUCAAGGAGGGCGUACGGCCAGAAUGGGAGGACCCACAAAACAAGCACGGCGGCAAAUGGUCGUUCCAGUUCAAGGAGAAGCGGGCGGUCAACAUUGACGAACUUUGGUUGCAUACUAUGCUUGGUGCGAUUGGUGAGACUUUGGAGGAGGAGGAGGACGGUGAGGUGAUGGGAGUUGUGGUGAACGUCCGCAAGGCGUUCUUCCGUAUCGGUGUCUGGACUCGCACCACAGGCCGUCACGUCCCAGGCCGUGGCGAUGGCGAUAUUGCCGGUGGCAAAGGCCGCUCGCCUGAGAAGGGCAAGGAAAUUCUGAUGUCUCUUGGGCGUCGGUUUAAGGCUGUUCUCAAUUUGCCACCGAACGAGAUGCUCGAGUUCUCGGGUCACACGGACAGCGCUCACAGCGGCAGUACACGCGCAAAGGCAAAGAUGGUGGUCUAA
This is a messenger RNA of Dichotomopilus funicola, 753 nucleotides long. Its product is annotated as translation initiation factor eIF 4e-like domain-containing protein. Gene Ontology annotation, molecular function: translation initiation factor activity; RNA 7-methylguanosine cap binding. Bases 1 to 753 code for a protein of 250 amino acids. Gene Ontology annotation, cellular component: eukaryotic translation initiation factor 4F complex; cytoplasm. NCBI's taxonomy places the organism in Eukaryota, Fungi, Ascomycota, Sordariomycetes, Sordariales, Chaetomiaceae. Gene Ontology annotation, biological process: translational initiation. The transcript is spliced from 3 exons. The record is from RefSeq and is a predicted model, not a curated record.